Molecule: messenger RNA, 880 nt
Organism: Cotesia glomerata
Lineage: Eukaryota; Metazoa; Arthropoda; Insecta; Hymenoptera; Braconidae
Gene: cnir
Product: protein cornichon homolog 4
Exons: 4
Coding region: 146-616 (156 amino acids)
Biological process (GO): endoplasmic reticulum to Golgi vesicle-mediated transport
Cellular component (GO): endoplasmic reticulum membrane; COPII-coated ER to Golgi transport vesicle
Source: RefSeq, a predicted model, not a curated record
AACGUAUAAAUCAAGUGAUGUGAUAAGUAAAUAAAUAACUCUGUAAAUUAAUAAAAUUAGUUUAAUAAAAUAGGAGAUUAAAUAUAUUACAGAAAUUAAUGUAUUUAUAAUUAACUUACUAAAAAUUUAUUAAUAAUCAACUACUAUGACAAUCUUAUCCGAGUCACUUUUAUUCGCAUUCGCACUUCUUGAUACAGGAGCUGUGCUAUUUCUGCUGGUGUAUUUUGUAAUUGCAUUAUCGGAUCUUGAGUGUGAUUAUUUAAAUGCACAGCAAUGUUGUGCAAGACUAAAUAAGUGGAUAAUACCAAAGAUAGCGGCACAUAGUUUUUUGGAUUUUUUAAUGUUAAUACAUGGUCAAUGGUUGCUUGCACUAGUUAAUCUUCCAAUGACUAUGUGGCUGUGUUAUGAAUAUUUUACAAUACCACGAGGUAACCUUGGUGUCUUUGAUCCUACUGAAAUACACAACAGAGGUCAACUAAAGAAACAUAAUCGAGAUUGUAUGAUUUACCUUGGAUACAAUCUUAUAUUCUUUUUCAUCUAUCUUUACUGUUUGAUAAUAGCACUGCUGCGCGGAGACCCGAUAAACAGAAAAGAUGACGAUGUCAUUGAGUUUUAAGUGAACCAUUAAAAAUUUACUAAGUGUUUGAAUACUUUUUGUACGCUUUUUAAACAUCAAUUUAUUGUCGACAUUAUUUCAGUGAUAUUUCUAUUUUAUGGUUCUUAGUACGUAUUUCAUUAUUCACGAAAAAAUUUCGUAAUUUAGCUACAAAAAAAUCCAUAUUUCUUUAUUUAUUUUAAUUAUUCAAUGUCAUUGUAAGAUUAUUAAAUUUGAAAGUAAAAACUGACGUAAAAUAAUAAUAACAAUAUUUAUAUUUUCUAG